ACUCUCUCCUCUAUAAACAACCAGCUACCACCCCCAUUGAGACUCUCCCUCAGACUACUCAGGCCUCCUGUAGUCUUUAUCAGUACCUCUCGUGUCGUCUGCAACCAUCUAUUCCACAUUAUGACUCUUUAAGCGUGCUUGUCAUCGUCGCGGCGUGUGGUGCGUCGCGUGCUCCAACACCAGUAACUGGGCCCCUCCCUCGCUAGGUACUGUCGAUUAUCUACUACUACUACUACCUCUGCCAUUUGUACCUAUCCAUACCACAUGGCCGCUGUAUUUGUACCCCCUUCUCCUCAGACAUCCUUCGCCAUGUCUACCCGCCGACCGCCCCUCGCUAACGUUCCCAAUGCCGCCAACUCGCCUCACCACGGCGGGAACGCUGCUGUAAAAAGAGCUCGCACGGGGUCUCAUGUCGACCUGAAUUUAUAUGGACAGCCCCCUUCCAAGAAGCAGAUGGUCGACCGGGAAGAUAUGGCUACACACUCUCCCGUCAAAACACGAACGAUCAUCUCCCAGAAUGCUGAAUCGAAGGUGUUCUCACGACGGACUAAUAACGCACAGGCAACUGCUUUCGAGAAAAAGCUCAUUGCAGCAAGAGAUAAAGAUCGGCAACCUCAGCUGAGAAAAUAUGAAAAGGUCACUGCCGAGUCGUUGGAUAAUAUCAAGCAAUGGCAAAGACAUUACCGUAAGGCGUUUCCGGGCUUUGUGUUUUACUUUGAUAGUAUCCCUGCGGAUGUGAGGAGCAGAAGUCUCAGGGAAGUGGCUGCAUUGGGUGCCCGCGAAGAAAGAUUCUUUUCUCGGACUGUUACCCAUGUUGUUACGUCGCGACCAAUACCUGAACCCGAUGCUCCUAGUCCAACUGAGAGUCCUACGCUUGAGGAGCCCCCUGUGGAUGGUCCGCUUCAAACCGUAAAUCCAUCGUUGUUAGAAAAAAAUGAUCACCGAAGGGACCAAGGAAACAACACCGAUGUGUUGUAUCGGGCACGACAGAUGGGUAUGAAGAUCUGGGCUAUCGAGAAACUGCAGCGUAUGUUAGCGGCGAUCCAUGAGACAGACCCUCCUCUACCUUAUCAGACCGGCCGAGCCGGAUUUUCCACCACCAAGGCUCGCGGGGAUACAGAACUCUCUCAAGUUCUUCGAAAUGAACGUUUGCACGGCCCCUCUGAUCGCGAUCCGUCACACCUCUUGAAAGAUCUGGUGUUAUUCAAAGGCCCCUACAUCUAUAUACAUGACAUGGAUGAAAAGACUCGACCGGUCAUGGUCAGAGAAUAUCAAAAGGUUGCGAAAAGGCAAGAUGGAUCUUGGCCUCAAUUCCGCAGUGCUCCCCUCGGAAAAUGCCCGUUUAUUGAAGAGGCUCCAUCCAGAAAAGAAAUCGCUCGCAUGAGAGAAGAAAGAAAAAGAGCGGCUCUUCAAUCUGCUAUAAAAGUCGAUAAGUCGGAUAAAAAAACCCAGCAACAAGAAACACACGAGCAGGACAACUCUCAUCAACAAGAGAACGCGAACAUCGUCCCAGUCAAGGAAGACGUGGUUGUAUCAACCCGAGAGCAGACCGAACAAGACGAACCGCCAAAAAUAUUUGCUGCUCCGGGAUCUCCUCGCAAGAGCUCAGAAGGCUUUAUCGCGCCGACUUUGACCCGCACGGGCUCAUUCCAUCUGGGUCGGGAGCCAGCUGCUUCUGGAGUCCAGCCUUCUAAUAUCACAUCAGCGAUCCGGUCGCAGAUGAUGUCCUCUACUGCAGCUGCCCCUGGAGCCAAGGCAGGUCUGAGCAAGGAAGUACAUGAACUGAAACGCAAGGUUUUGGAAAAGAGCAACGGAAAUAUAAUCAACAGCACGAAUAUUUCAUCGCAGCGACCACUCGACAUGCUGGUGAAUCUGAAGCCCAUGCCUAUCAUGCCUUCUCGGUCUAAAAGACCAGCGGAGAAGAUCAGUCAUGUCCAUGAAGAAGAUACGACACAGUCAGAAGACAACGGUGGUACUAAGUCUCGGGUUCGCGAUUGCGUUGGCCUUGAACAGAAAAAGGUCAGAGAAAAGAUUCGUGAUCCAAAGCCAGGUUACUGCGAGAACUGCCGGGAUAAAUUCGAGGACUUUGAUGAGCACGUAAUGACGAGAAAACACCGAAAAUUUGCGACUACCUUGUCGAACUGGAGUGAGCUUGAUGCACUGCUUGCCAAGCUUGAACGUCCAAUAAAACAUUAAUACAAGAACAGUCACGAUCAGCUACAGAACCCUAGCAGGGUUGAAUUCAUGUUGCGUUUUCAUCGUUUGGGUUUCUAUUCGAUGCGCUGCACUCGUUAGCUUCGUUUUGAAUUUUAC
This is a messenger RNA of Talaromyces proteolyticus, 2313 nucleotides long. RefSeq names its product putative G1/S regulator NimO. The coding region runs from base 265 to 2196 and encodes 643 amino acids. The record is from RefSeq and is a predicted model, not a curated record. Lineage: Eukaryota; Fungi; Ascomycota; Eurotiomycetes; Eurotiales; Trichocomaceae. The transcript is spliced from 3 exons. Gene Ontology annotation, molecular function: zinc ion binding; protein serine/threonine kinase activator activity; nucleic acid binding. Gene Ontology annotation, biological process: positive regulation of nuclear cell cycle DNA replication; regulation of cell cycle phase transition. Gene Ontology annotation, cellular component: Dbf4-dependent protein kinase complex; nucleus.